This is a messenger RNA of Triticum urartu, 694 nucleotides long. NCBI's taxonomy places the organism in Eukaryota, Viridiplantae, Streptophyta, Magnoliopsida, Poales, Poaceae. The record is from RefSeq and is a predicted model, not a curated record.
UGAUCCUCCCCCGCCACCCAGAUCCGCAAGAAAAGAGCCCCCCGGCGCCGCCAAAACGCUCCGGCCGCGCCGGUCGCCCUCAACGACGCCGUCAACCAUCAGGAACACCUGGCGGCGUCUAGUACGUUGGUGAGCUUGACGACAACUGUUAAUGGGGCAAUGAGGUGAAGCUCUAUGAGCACCAAGUAGACAAUCUCUUUGCUAUGUUUUGGCACAAAAAGCCGGACAUCAACUACUACGUCUGCACAAUCAACAAGACGUUUGCCAAACCAGGCCAGCGCAUGUAUUUCCAGGUUAACUAUACUGAAGAGAACCUGCUCGACUACAUUGAUCCAAACAAUGAUACACUCAUGGUCAGACUUGCAGAUGGCCAUUUGCUCGCCAAGUGUUGCAUCAUGGUAGCAAGUGACAAGAGGGCCACUAUAACCACCAACUGGUCUGAGUUUUGUCGUCGCGCCAACAUUCGUGAAGGAGACAUCUGUGCAUUUCGUUUCAGGAUCACUUCAAAGCGCCGCCUGGUUCUCACCGUGCACCGCCUCUAGAUGCACAAUUGAAGACGUUGCAGCCCCUGUGUCAAUAUAAUCUAAUAUAAUGCACUACUAAGUACUCCUAAUUAUGCUAUAUCAUGUCAUGACCUAUGGUCCUCUUUUGUGCACUCUUAUAUCAUGGUUUUCAAGACCUAAUACUUAUGUUA